Ornithorhynchus anatinus (platypus) is the source of this 1132-nucleotide messenger RNA. RefSeq names its product RNA polymerase III subunit H (gene POLR3H). NCBI's taxonomy places the organism in Eukaryota, Metazoa, Chordata, Mammalia, Monotremata, Ornithorhynchidae. Gene Ontology annotation, biological process: DNA-templated transcription; transcription initiation at RNA polymerase III promoter. The coding region runs from base 124 to 738 and encodes 204 amino acids. Gene Ontology annotation, molecular function: DNA-directed RNA polymerase activity; DNA binding. Gene Ontology annotation, cellular component: RNA polymerase III complex. The record is from RefSeq and is a predicted model, not a curated record. The transcript is spliced from 7 exons.
GCUGAGGCGAAGGAGGAGCGGGCGCGAGGCGAGGCCGAGGCGGCGGGGCUCGAGCGUCUGCGCCUGCGCGCUGCCCGGAGGCCGGUGAGCAUCCGGUGGCCGCUCGCUCGCUCCGCAGCCAUCAUGUUCGUUCUUGUGGAGAUGGUGGACACGGUGCGGAUUCCCCCCUGGCAGUUUGAAAGGAAACUCAAUGAUUCCAUUGUGGAGGAGCUCAACAAGAAACUGGCUAACAAGGUCGUGUACAAUGUCGGUCUCUGCAUCUGUCUGUAUGACAUCACUAAGCUGGAGGAUGCCUACAUAUUCCCUGGGGAUGGCGCAUCCCAUACCAAAGUCCACUUCAGGUACGUGGUGUUCCAUCCUUUCUUGGAUGAGAUUCUGAUUGGCGAGAUUAAAGGCUGCAGUCCAGAGGGCGUUCACGUGUCCCUAGGGUUCUUCGAUGACAUCCUCAUCCCCCCUGAGUCUCUCCAGCAACCUGCCAAGUUUGAUGAGGCGGAGCAGGUGUGGGUGUGGGAAUAUGAAACAGAAGAAGGCGCCCAUGACCUGUACAUGGACACGGGGGAGGAAAUCCGCUUCCGGGUGGUGGACGAGAACUUCGUCGACACGUCCCCAACGGGCCCCAGUUCAGCGGAGGCCUCCACGUCCAGCGAGGAUCCCCCCAAGAAGGAGGCACCUUACACCCUUGUGGGAUCCAUCAGUGAGCCAGGCCUGGGGCUCCUGUCUUGGUGGACCAGCAGUUAGCAGCCGUGAGGAGCCGGACCUGCAUCCUGAGCCGGGCUAGUUGGACACCGGGAUCCCAGAAGGCCUGCGCUUCGCAGUGACGGCGCUGAGUGACGACGCUGUGCGUUCCGGCCACCAGCGGCGCAGCCUUUGACUCCUGGGGUCAAGUGAGCCAGUAAACGCGCCGGCAGGGCCUCGGGCCACAGACGGUCUUCCCCUCUCCCUUCGACCCCUUCCAAGAGACAACCGUGCCCGUCAGCGACGCACUCGCCUCCCCAAAGCAGCUGCGGAGGAUGCAAACAGCUUGGCUUCCUCCCGCGGAGGCCCGGGGCAGUGUGGGGAGCACUCCACAUAGGAGCACUUUAGUCCUAGAGGAGAAGUGGGUGUUCUUAAUAAAAAAAAAAGUUCAGAGUAA